AUGUCGUAACUUCUAAUGGUGUGGCUUAAUGAUGAAGUACAAUUAAGUAAGAAGGUAACAUCAUUCGAACAUGAUUUCAGUAAUGGAUAUCUAUUUGGUGAAUUGUUGAGCAAAUUCAAUCAAUAGCUUAAUUUUGAAGAAUUCUCGAAUAAAGAUGUUCGAGAAGCGAAAAUGAAGAAUUUCUAAUUACUUGAACCGACAUUUAAGACACUCCACAUUUCAUUUCAUUUUUAGAUAGCAGAUUAAGUUAUUAAGGGUAAAAGGGGUGUAGCUAUGCAAUUGUUAUAUCAAUUAUAGAUGUAAUUGUAAAAAGUGAAUGAUCCACAUGAUGUAAUGAUGCAUGCUAAAACAGGGAAAUAUAAUGUGAUUCAACCCUUAAUGGUCAUUCGAUAACCUAAAGAAUAAUUUGAUAAGAUGGAAUAAGAUUUCUUUCUGCAGAAAUUGAAUGAGAGAAAUAAGGCUUAAAAAGAUGUUAAUUUGGAGGUACAUCUGGGCAAAUUUACAACAUUCGCAAUAUAAUAGGCAGAAAAAGAGAGAAGAUUAAAGAUAAAGGAGGAAACUGAAGAGAGGAAUCUUAAAGAAGAAAUGGCGAAAGAUACAAUUGAAUAAAUUACAAAGAAAUAUGGCAUUCAUGGAGGAUUGGAAUUAAAAGGGAAUUGA
Molecule: messenger RNA, 660 nt
Organism: Paramecium tetraurelia
Lineage: Eukaryota; Ciliophora; Oligohymenophorea; Peniculida; Parameciidae
Exons: 3
Molecular function (GO): protein binding
Source: RefSeq, a predicted model, not a curated record